AUGCCCUUUUCAAAUAUUCGGCCACCCAAGGAAGUUUACAUUCUAACGUCGAUUUCAGAUGCAAUCCCAGCACGGUUUAUCGUGGCUCUCAUGUUAUUUUUUGCCUGUUGGAUCAACUAUAUGCUUCGUGUUAAUAUGAGCGUUAACAUCAUAGCCAUGGUACCUGAAGACAAGACAACAAAAACGGUAGAAAGCGAAUGCAAGGCCGUGGCAAAUGACGUUUCAUUACAUAAUGAUACAGAUAUCACAAAGCAGUUGCGUCAGCCGGACGGUGUCGUCAUUUUCUCAUGGACGAACCAAGAACAAGCGUAUGUACUGUCUGGCUACUUCUGGGGCUAUGCAAUCACAAGUCUUAUCAGUGGAACAGCAGCUGAGUUAUGGGGCCCGAGAAGAGUUGUCUUUGUGACGAUGUUCAUCAGCGCAGUUUUAACGAUCAUCAGCCCACAAGCAGCGAGGCUUCACUAUAUGGUCCUUGUAGCUGUUCGAUUUUUUAUUGGAUUAGCGGCGGGCUUCCUGUUUCCGGCACUACACGCCCUAGUGGCACGUUGGGCGCCGCCCACCGAAAAAGGACGAUUCGUGAGCGCCCUUUUGGGAGGCGCGAUUGGUACUGUGGUCACGUGGUCUCUCACUGGACCUCUUAUUGAGACAUUUGGCUGGGAUUUUGCAUUUUAUGUACCAGGAAUAAUAGCAGCGUUGUGGUGCGUGGCGUGGUGGUUUCUUGUGUAUGACUCGCCCGUAUUGCAUCCUAGGAUAUCUGAAGCGGAAAAGGCAUAUAUUUUAGAAGCCAUUGGUGAUAAAGUUCAUAGUGACAGUACAACAAAAAUUGUGCCGCCCUUCAAAAAAAUAUUUACAUCUCUGCCAUUUUUGGCCAUGAUCGUCCUGCAUUACGGUAACAAUUGGGGAAUAUAUUUCGUGAUGACCGCAGCACCUAAAUACGUCUCAAGUGCACUUGGCUUCAACCUGACGUCCACUGGUACUAUCUCUUCAUUGCCAUAUUUGGCACGGAUGAUCUUCUCACUCAUAUUUGGAGCCAUUGGUGAUAGAAUCGUAAAACGCAACAUGGUAUCUACCACGUUCAUGAGGAAGUUCUUCAGCCUCUUCUCUCACGUAUUGCCAGGGCUGCUUCUAAUAGGACUUGGUUACACUGGAUGCGCGCCAAUCCUCUCAAUAGCGCUCAUUACUUUCUCUAUGGGUUCGAACGGUGCGGCAACACUGACGAAUCUUGUCAACCAUCAAGAUUUGGCGCCAAACUUCGCUGCUACUUUGUACGGAAUUGCUAACGGAAUCGGAAAUACUGCCGGAUUUGUUACACCACUAGUCACCGCGUACUUCACUAAAAAUGGAAAUGGUUUUGCGGAAUGGAGACCAGUGUUCUUUACCGGUGCCUCACUCUAUAUCAUAGCUGCGGUAUACUUUAUUCUCUUUGGAACGGGUGAGACCCAAAAAUGGAAUUAUAUCGAGCCAGAAGAGGACAAAAGACCAAGCGCUAGCUCAAACGAUACCACAAUUACAGUCCAAGUUAAAAAUUAA
Messenger RNA from Pieris macdunnoughi, 1530 nucleotides. NCBI's taxonomy places the organism in Eukaryota, Metazoa, Arthropoda, Insecta, Lepidoptera, Pieridae. The record is from the annotation of a GenBank genome assembly.